Molecule: messenger RNA, 4258 nt
Organism: Myripristis murdjan (pinecone soldierfish)
Lineage: Eukaryota; Metazoa; Chordata; Actinopteri; Holocentriformes; Holocentridae
Gene: fhdc2
Product: FH2 domain containing 2
Exons: 11
Coding region: 1-3372 (1123 amino acids)
Source: RefSeq, a predicted model, not a curated record
AUGCUUAUCAACCUGACUGUGUCCAUCAAGGAGUCCUGUGCCUUUCAUGGAAAACUGCCUGCUAGCCCCCUCGCUGCCCCUGUUGUCGUGGAAGUGACAGCCAUGGAUACGCUCCCCGUCCUCUUUGCCUCCCCACCGCCUUCCCUGGCACCUCCGCCGCCUCCACCUCCACCGCCUCCUCCACCUCCUCCUCCUCCACCACCCCCACCCCCACCUCAGUCCUCUGCCUCACCUUUUAGCCGAAUGGACUGUGCUCGUCGGAGCCGGCUAAGGAAGCUCAACUGGGAGCGCAUCCCCAAAGAGAAGGUGGAGGGGAGGAAGAGCGUGUGGAGCGGGGCAACAACAGGUGAGGACGAGUUCCCUAUUGAUCUCCAUUCUCUGGAUGAGCUGUUUGGACAGAAGGACAGCAAGCCUCAGGACAGAAACAGCACCCUGAGGCGCCGCUCGGCUCUGCUGCGCUGCAGGUCACCCCAGGACAGUACAACAGAGCAGAUCUCCCUUUUGGACUCCAAGCGCAGUAUGAACAUUGGAAUAUUUCUACGUCAGUUCAAGACGCCUGCUAAGGAGAUAGUCGAGGACAUCAGGCAGGGUGCUGGCGAGCGCUAUGGAGCAGAGAAGCUCACAGAGCUCUGCAAAUUGCUGCCUGACAGUGAGGAGGAAUCGCGUCUGAGGAGGUUCAACGGGGAGCGUAGCUGGCUCACAGAGCCUGACCUCUUCAUGCUGCUGCUAGUUGAAGUUCCCAGCUUUCGGCUGCGUCUGGAUGCCAUGAUCCUGCAGCAAGAGUUUGACCCUGCUGUGACCUCUCUGUGUGUGGCAGCCAGAUGUCUGAGGGAGGCGGCCAGAGAACUGCUGAGCUGUCCUGAAUUGCACUCCAUCCUUCGUUUGGUGCUGAAAGCCGGGAACUAUAUGAAUGCAGGUGGAUACGCGGGGAAUGCCGCUGGUUUCCGAAUUUCAUCGCUGCUGAAACUGGCUGACACCAAAGCCAACAAGCCGGGCAUGAAUCUGCUGCAUUUUGUUGCUAUGGAAGCUGUGAAAAAAGACCAGAGUUUGCUGUCGUUUCCCAGCCAACUAGGCCAUGUUGGCCCUGCCUCCAGGUUGUGUGAGGAGUCUCUGUUGGAGGACUUAUCCAAGUUGCAAAGCAGAGUGGUGGCUGUCAAGGUCAAUGUCCAGACUGAGCCUGAGAUUCAACAGCAGACACAGCCUUUCCUGGAGGUGGCUGAGGAGCGCCUGAAGGAGGCAGAGGAUGAAGUGGAGGGCAUGAGAAUGUCGAGCCAGGCACUGGUGGAGUUCUUCUGUGAGGACGACAGCACCUUCAAACUAGAGGAAGCUUGUAGGGUCUUCCACUCAUUUUGCUACCGCUUUCAAAAAGCUGUCCAGGAGAAUGCAGAGCGGGAACUUAAGGAACAGAAACGUCUUGAGCGGGAACGUGAGAUAGGGGAAAAGCGUCGCUCUUUGGCUGUGUGCACAGGGCUGGACUUGAGCCUGAGCCUUGCCAGAGAGCCUCACAGUCAGGAGAACCAGGAUGACCUAGAAAGACUACUAGCGAAAAACUUGAGCUACACUUGGAGCCGACGUAGCCUGAGGAGGCACUCCCAUCACCUCCAGAACUACACCACUGAGUCCCAGAACUCAUCCACCUUUAAGACCUUCCCAGAGCUAGGCUGCAGCCCAACUUCAACCAGUUACCACCCCAGCAGUUCUUCAGACCAGGAGACUGCCACGUGCAGCUCCCCAGAGACUGACAGUGCAGCGUCCCCCACUCAGCAGGGAACAGCGCUGGGUAGGGAGAGCCGGAACCAGCUCAGCCAGUACCAAGCAGCCAACCAGACCAUAGAGGCAACUCCAGUUUCACACACUGCUACAUUCAGCCAUUCUGAGCAUGGGUGCGGCUUCAAGGUCACACAACAACAACCUGAUAUCAUUUCUUAUGUGCCGCAAAGCCAGUAUGAAUUGGCUACAACACAAACGUGUGGACGUAAAAAAGAAGCAAGUCAGAUUCCACAUCCACAGAUGGCUUCAAUGACCACCGAACCUUUGAGGUCAUGUACAAACUCUGCUGCUGCAACCACCGCUGCUCCUGCCCUUUGUGUUACGAGCCAGAACUCGACUCGUAAACAUAGAUUUGGCCUGCCAGUGACAGACAGUAAUCACCUUCUACAGACUAAGCCAAAUGACUCUUCAUUUAAUGAGUCGGCACCAAAUUCUGCUCAUACCGCCGGAAUGCUUUCUCAUAAUGACACCAGGGAUGAACCUUUAAUGUACCAGCCCUCUGAGAGCCAAUCAGAAUCAUCGAUACAUGCUCCAGAUAGCUUCCAGUCACAACAACAGGAGAGAGAGGUAACGAGUGGGCACACCAUUACAUCUAGUGCUGUCCAAUUGAUGCUUUUGCCUGAAGGAGGGCAAACAAAACAGACAGACACAGAAUCAGCCUCUACACCUGUAGAGGAGAACUGGAUGCCUUCCAGUCUACCAGAGCUUAGCCAAAAGCAGGCGGAGGAGUAUGCCGACUUGCCCAAUCCUGAAAGGGAGCUAUCAAGGUCAUACUCUCGUGUGGGCGAGACAGUGGAGUGCCACACUCUGGUGAAAGGCCUGCGAUCCUAUGAGGCCCUGUCACCCCCCACCUCCCCACUCCCAAGACCCGCACCAAGCCUCUGCUCCAAGUGGAGGAAAGAGAGGGAGGUUGACCUUCGGGAGGGGACAACACCUGGAUCUCCAGCACCAAAGGAGGAGACCCGGACCAUAAAGACCCCUGUGCGUAGUGGAGUAGGGGCCAAGAGGGGACUUGUGUCACGUAUAGGACCUUCCAGUAGUAUAGGCAUUCCCAGGGUGCGCUCCAAGACUGAGCCCUCAAGUGGAAUCCCUGCUCCUUCAGAUCCACCUACUCCAUCUCGCCCCACCCGCCUAGCUGCCCCCCGCAGCAUUUCCAUGCGCUCGUCCCCUAUCACACGACCAGCCAAUGUUCAGGCGGAUGUGAAACGAAGUAACAGCGCAAGGGAAAGGGCACAAACUGGAAGCGAGACACAGACUCCAGGAAAACCCACCCUGACCCGAAGGACUUCAGACAGAUCUUUACCAGAGAAAGCCUCAUGCAGCACGCAGGCCUCCUUCAUCAGAGGCUCUCCUCUCCGUGUGUCCAAACGCCUCGCCCCAAACUCUGAGACUCAGGCUCCCUCUCAGCCUCGCACUGCCCACAGCCCAUCCUCGGCCACGGCCAAGACCAUCCGCACGGCUGUCAUUACUGCAGCAAGAAGCAAAACUGCCAAGACGACAAACACAAAUGCCACUGCCUCCAGCUCUAAAAUACCCACAGCAUCACGCAUUCCUGGUCCCAAAAUACCUCGCCCUACGACAUCUCAGCCACUUUGGAGGUGAUGGAAGUUAAUGGGAGCCCUUUAUUCAUGCCUUAAUGGAGUUUCUCUGUUUGUGGAUAAUAAUGGACUUUCUGUUUUUACUCCAUAGUUCAGUCUCUAUUCAGGUAUUGUUCAGUAACGCUUCAUUUCUAGUUGAGCUUUUAUAAACACGUCUUUUGUACCGAGUACCUAAGUUCUACACAGGUGAUAUGGAUCUGCUGUAUGAAUAACGGGGCCACUUCAUCUUCUUGGUUUCACUCUGCAGACAGAAAACUAGUUGCUCUGCAUCCUACCUCCAUGCACAUCGGUCUGUGUCCUGUGCAGGCAACAGGACUCUACCAGGAGACCCGUCUUCACCAGCGCUUUAUAUGAAUGCAUGUUUUCAUCCAAGUAAAAUGCCUUCAGAUGGCUGAAAUGCUACUCUGUGCCUUGCCAGUGCGGCCUGUGUGCUUUCUAAAAACUGUAAUUGUUGGAACUGUUCCAGUCACAGCGGUAUAGGAAAAAAGAGAUGGCAUUCCUGUUGAAUUUUAUGAUUAUUAUUAUUGUUGUUGUUAGCAACAUGGCAUUUCUCAAAUUGUCCAAACAUUUUGCAUAAUGUGACCUUUUUUUCUGAGCGGUCAUUGUGUUUUCACUUGGCUGUGUUUGUGUUUGUUUUUGUUUGUUUGUUUGUUUUCUCAGUCCAAACUGCAAUCGGUAUGAUCUUGAACUGUUUUCAGAGGCCUCAUCAUUCUGAUGCACUUUACAUACUGAUGAAGAGGUCUCAUGGAGAUGAUUACUGUAAUUCUUUUUCUGUCUUUUUUUUGUAUUAAAAAAAAAAUCAUAUAAUUUAAUUGAACAGCAUUGGUUGUUAUUCACUGUGAUGUGUACAUUUGUAAAUAAGAAAAGGUGAAAUAAAGACUGUAAUUGGA